Xenopus laevis (African clawed frog) is the source of this 1568-nucleotide messenger RNA. RefSeq lists its product as uncharacterized. The coding region runs from base 120 to 968 and encodes 282 amino acids. The transcript is spliced from 4 exons. The record is from RefSeq and is a predicted model, not a curated record. NCBI's taxonomy places the organism in Eukaryota, Metazoa, Chordata, Amphibia, Anura, Pipidae.
GGAGCCAUAGAAACAAUUGCAGUUUCGUUUCUCCUUCUUGCUUCUUAUAUUCUUUCCGUGGCAACAUAAUCCAGAGGGAGGAAACAUAUUUCUUAUUUAAGCGCAUUAUAUAUCCUCAUAUGUCAUUACUAACAUCUAGUUCUGUUCUCUUACACCUGCCCUCCUGUUGUGUUACCUGCUCUUCUCUCCAAAUGUACAGUUCUCCCGGCAUCUCCCAAAUCAUGACUAUUCCAAGUUGGAUAAAUGCCAGUUACCAAUCCAGAGGGUGCAGUUCCAGGGCCCCCCACUCCCUACUGAAAGGAAUUGUGUGUUUCUGGCAAGUUAAAUACACACUGAGUUCUGCAUCACUCAUUGACACUCGCCCUCCUGUUGUGUUACCUGCUCUUCUCUCCAAAUACGUCGAGGCACCAGAGAUAUUUGGGGAAAUCCACGAAAUGGCAGAGAGGAAGAAAUCGGUGGUGCCGGGAGCCUUAAUCCCUGGCAGAUACAGUUUCACAGUGAGAAGCAACUACUUCACCGUUCACGAUUCUUUCGCUUCCAUUGGGGAGGAUCUGGCUCAGAGUUUAACUCAAGUUCUCCUGUUGGUGUCGGAGGUGGUUAUGUUGGCCGGCAGUGCAGCCUCCAGUGUUUUGUUUUUUCUGGCCGAUAUUGUUAAGAUUCUGAGCAAAGCUGUUACCCCCCUGCUGCAUAUUGGACUGACCCUGUGCCACCUGCUCUGGCUCAUGGUCCUAUCCAUCAUUAUUUUGCUCAAAUACUCUCUGGGCAUGUUAGAAGCCCCCAGCUUGGCAUGGAACACACAGACAUCACCCCAAAAUAAUAAAGAUGAAAAGCAAAUCUUCCUCACUAAAGAUGGGCACACAUUGACCGACCCUAGACGGUAUCUCACUGAUUGGUCUGCUGCCCCAACAAAUGGAUUCCUCAAUGGCCAACAAUACAUAGGAAAGGAUAAAAGCUAUUUUUUCACUUAAAGGUGUAGUUUACCUUUAAAUUGGCAUUUAGCAUGUUGGCUCAGUCUAAGCAACUUUUCAAUCGGUCUUCAUUUUUUCUUUUUUUUUAUAGUUUUUGAAUGAUUUGCCUUCUUCUUCUGACUCUUUCCAGCUUUCAAAGGGGUUCACUGACCCAUCUAAAAACAAAUGCUCUGUAAGGCUAAAAAUGUUUUUAUUAAUCACCUUUGUAUUCGGCCUCACCUAUUCGCAUUUCAGCCUGUUAUUCAUAUCAAUGCAUGGUUUCUGGGUAAUUCGCACCCUAGCAACCAGAUUUCUGAAAUUACCAACCGGAGAGCUGCUGAAUAAAAAGCUAAAUAACUCGAAAAUAAUAAAAAAUCAAAACCAAUUUCAAAUUGUCUCAGAAUAUCACUCUCAACGUAAUACUUAACGUUUAUUUAAAGGUGAACAACCCCUUUAAUCAGCAUUUAAUCAUUCAUUAAAUUAGCCCUGCAUUAAUCCUGCCAUGUGACCCAUAGGUAUAAUAUAUGAUAUUAUUUCAUGCACCCUACUAUAUGUUCUGGCAAGUUGGCACUGUAUUUAUCCUGGGGUAUUGUAAAUAAAAGAGAAAAUGCAUUGAUUCUA